Molecule: messenger RNA, 3470 nt
Organism: Orcinus orca (killer whale)
Lineage: Eukaryota; Metazoa; Chordata; Mammalia; Artiodactyla; Delphinidae
Product: CXXC-type zinc finger protein 1-like
Exons: 8
Coding region: 1-1122 (373 amino acids)
Biological process (GO): positive regulation of DNA-templated transcription
Cellular component (GO): Set1C/COMPASS complex
Source: RefSeq, a predicted model, not a curated record
AUGAAGAGAGAGGCGGCACGGAGUGUCCAGAGAUCAUUUAAGAAACAAAUUGGGGAGACCUGUCAGCAUUUUUCUCGCCUACAGCCCUGGAUGAAUGACACUGAGGACUUCCCAUUCCUAGAUUCUGCACUGCAGAAGCAGGCAAUGGAUACGAAGAAAAGGAAGAAUUUGAAGAAAAAAGUGGAGUGGAAGAAGGAGAAGCAGCAGAAGCUCAUGGAAAAGUCAGAAGACCCAGAGCAGUCAGGUGCCGAGCACCCAGCCUCACUGCGGCAGUGCCUGGGGCCUGACUGUGUGCACCCCACCCGGCCAGGCUCCAAGUACUGCUCGGAUGACUGUGGCAUGAAGCUGGCAGCUGCCCGCAUCUAUGCGAUCCUGCCCAAGCGCAUCCAGCAGUGGCAGAAGAGCCCUUGCAUUGCUGAGGAGCAUGGCAAGAAAAUGCUCGAGCGCAUCCACCGUGAGCAGCAGGACACCCACACCCGCCUGAAGGACUUAGAGUGCCAUUUCCAUGAACUUGAGGCCAUCAUUCAGCGUGGCAAGCAGCAGGCUGUGUGCAAAGAUGAAGAGAGUGACAAGCAUGGCAGGAACAGCGUCAACCUGCAGAUCUUCUGUGUCUCCUGCGGGCAACCCAUCAAUACGCAGGUUGCCCUGCGCCACAUGGAGCGCUGCUUCGCCAAGUAUGAGCACAAAUCGCCCUUCACGUCCAUGUACCCCACUCGCAUUGAGGGAACCGCAAGGCUCUUCUGUGAUGUUUACGACCCACGGAGUAAGAGUUACUGUAAGCGACUCCAGGUGUUAUGCCCUGAGCACUCGAAGGACCCCAAGGUACCGGAUGAAGAAGUGUGCGGUUGCCCACUAGUGAAAAACGUCUUUGAGCCCACCGGUAAUUUCUGUUGCCUCCCCAAACGCUUGUGCAAUCACCACUACUGCUGGGAGAAGCUGAGACGUGCCGAGGUGGACCUAGAGCGCGUGCGCAUGUUGCUCAAGCUGGAAGAGCUGGUUGAGCAGGAGCACAAGGUGCGCACAGCCAUGAAGAAUCGGGCAGGGCUGCUGGCCCUGAUGCUUCAUCAGACAACCCAGCAUGACCCGCUCACCACUGACCUACGCUCCAGAGUAGACAGCUGAGCUCUGCUCAGCUGAGGUCCUGUACUCAACACCCUGUGCAAGGGAGACACUCUACGAAUUCCUCACACACCUGUUCCUCUAACAUCUUUCUCAGGGCAUCUCAGAGUUUCUCUGCGCUUCUCUGUUCCCCAUUUAGUCUCCUGUCUCGGUCUACGCCUCCUUGAGGUGGGGUGGUCCUCAAAAUCCCCCUCUUUCUGUCCGUUCCUGUAUCCUCCGUCUCUUUCUUUCCUGAAUCUGGGCCAGGAGAUCUGCCCUGCCCUCAUCUCCCACCAUCCAGAGUUUUGUUUAAAAACUUUAGAACAAGAGAUUUUAAUAUCCUCUGGUGGCCCCUAAGCCGUUCUCUCUGGCCACAAACCCAAUUCCGAACCUCCAGUGGUGGUGGGUGACAGUGCAGCUUUACUUGGGGGGUGGGCUACAGUGCACGUUUGGGGGUGCCUGUGAUGCCCACUGUGCUCGGUGCAUCCUCUUCUGUCAACGGAGAUGUGAUCUUAUGAAGGGAAUGCCAGUGACUCUUGUUCUCCUAAGUCCCCCAUCCCAGUCCAUCAAAUAUGUAGUUGGCACCUGAUCAGUGUCCCUUGACCAACUUCUGUAUAAUUGUUAAUAUUCCCCAGGCCAGAGGUGCUGGGGAAACGUUGCAAUGGAGGGAAUAGGUGAGUGUGGGAUAGUCCUCCUUGGUGAUUCCACUUUGGGACACUGAGGAGAGUUCAGGGUGUCAUAGCAAUUAUGUCCCUGCCCCCACUCACCUUGUUCCACCCUUUACCAUACCACGAGGUCCUGGCCUUUUCUGUCAGCCUUGGCCCCUGCCAGUCCAGUCCUGGUCUAUCUGUCUCCCCCACAAACCUGCCCAUCCUGUCCUGUCCUCCUCCUCCCACUACCCUGCCCUGGGUCUGCCCUUUCCAGCUGGCUCUGCCCAUUUCAAGCCUAUAGGGUUGCCGGAAGAGGACUGGGACCUCUGCCACAUCUGCCUUUGCCAGCCCCAGCCAGGCCUCCUGUGCCAGUAGAGGUGUGUCAAGCAGUGCUGCCUGUGGGUACUGGUAUGUCUCAAAUGAUGGACUUGAACUACUCUUCCUAUUCUUUUUAUAUUCACGGGCCCCUUAGGGAUAUUUUCAUUAAUUUUCACUGUUACAUUUUUACUCGGGGACUCACAUAUUUCACCUAAAUGUUUAAGUAUGUUGCUCUAGACUUAUAUCUCAUAUUCCACGAUAACUAGUAUAUUAGUUCUCUAAUGCACUACGUAUCUGGUGCAAUAUCUCCUUUUUUAUUACUAGUAUUGUAUUUUUUUUCUUUUAAACUUCAUCAGAUUUUCCAGGAGCUGAGCCAUAUAGUCAAUUAUUAGAAAGGCUUACCUUUUUGUUUUAUUUAUACUCCCUAAAUUUAUAUUUAUGUACUUAAGCUUUUACUAUAUACUUAAGCUUUAUGUACUUAAGCUUUUAUUAACUGCCACCUUGAUUUUUUUGUUUUGUGUUUCAUUUUUCUAUGUGUUUCCUUCAUUUUGUUCUUUUUCUACCUUCUUGAGUCAAAUUCCUAACGGUUAUUUUUUGGUUUCCCAGUCUUUUUUUUAAUAGUAAAGGAUUUGAGACUCUACACUUUUUUCUAAAUGUAGCUGUGUCUCAUAAACUCUGGUGUGAAAGGUGCAACUUCAGAAUUGAUUUCUCACUUUGAUCCUAGCUAUUGAGGAACGUUUCUUAGUUUCUAACUGGUUAAAGUAGUUUGGUUAUCUUUUCUUUCUUUCUUUGUAAUUAUGGUUUUACUGUGAUCAGAGAAUGUAGCCUGUUGAAUCUGAACUUGUAAACAUUACUCAAGAUUUUCUCUGUGGGCCAGAUUACUCAAUUGAAUUUUGUAAAACUUUCAUGGAUAUAAGAGAAGAAACUAUAUUCUCGGUUAGGUACAGAUUACUCAUUAGGACUUUUCAAUCUAGUUUGAGGAUUAACAUUUCUUUACUCUGAUUUUUUGUCUUUUUGUCUACUCCAUCUGUUAUAUUAUCAAAAGAUAGAAUAAAUGUUAUAUUUUAAAACAAAUUUCUCCUUAUAGUUCUGUUUUUGGCAGGUGGGUGGGGGGAUCCUAAAGUAUAUAUCUUUGGCCAUUUUUCACAAUGCCACUAUGUGUUUUCUUUGUUUUGCUUGUUGAGUCCUUUUGACCUUGAAUUUACUUUGGUAAGUACAUCAUCACUGCUGCUUUUAUUUUGCUGCCACUAAUCUGGUGUGUCUUUGGCUAAACCUUUAUUUUGCAUUUGUCUCUUUGUUUAAGAUAUACUUCUUUUAACUGCAUAUAAGAGUAUUUUUUGCUCUAAUCCCACAUUUGUGUCUUGAGAUUCAGUCCAUUUAAAUUUGUAUAAUGAUGAUAACCUU